Messenger RNA from Symbiodinium natans, 421 nucleotides. Lineage: Eukaryota; Dinophyceae; Suessiales; Symbiodiniaceae. The record is from the annotation of a GenBank genome assembly.
GCUCAUGGGUGGCCUCAUGGGCUGGAUGGGCGUGAUGAGCCUGUUCGAGGCUCGCAAUAUCUACAAGCUGCGCAAGGCGCGGCAGCUCCAUACCCACCCCCUCUUCGAGGUCGCCAAGUCCUGGCGGCGUACCGAACGGGACGCCUUUGGCACGGUUCAUCGGAUAAACAACUCUGAUUUUGAUGACGAUGCGCCACUGACCACUGGAGGUUGGCGCAACUUCUGCAGCCUCUUCCGACGCAGCUCCGUGCAGGAGGAGCGGCUCAUCGAGCCGAGUCCGCGGAGCCGCUGCUGCUGCUGUCCUUGCUUCCCAGUUUCGCGAAGUACAGUGGAGGAGAUUGUGCCGCCUCAGUCCGCAAGCGCCGCGCAGCAGUCGGCUCUUCGGGCGCAGCGCGACCAAUUCGUGCAGAGGCCCCACUAG